Chrysemys picta bellii (western painted turtle) is the source of this 1069-nucleotide messenger RNA. The record is from RefSeq and is a predicted model, not a curated record. NCBI's taxonomy places the organism in Eukaryota, Metazoa, Chordata, Testudines, Emydidae.
UAAUGAAAUGGAAGUGGCUGCAAUUGCAGAGGAAUCGGUUCAGUUACAGCCAGUGAAAUUACCGGAGCCUGGGACAGGAAUCACCUGGAAGGUCACACUAGACUCAGCAGAGACGUAUCGGAUUGUAACAUUUAAUGAAGGGGAACCCCCUGACCAUGGGGCAGCCCCACAUUUUAUCAACAGAGUCACUUUCCACCCUGAGAAUCUCUCACUGCAGAUUGAUCCCGUUAAGAAGUCAGACAGUGGCCUCUAUACCUUGCUAAUUGACAUUGGAGGAGGCCGUGAAGACAUCACAAAGUUCCGUGUCUCUGUGUUUGAGCGAGUCCGGCAGCCAAACCUCACGGUGCUCUCUGCCCACGCGGAGCUCGGCCAGUGCAACGUCACCCUGUCCUGCUCCGUGCCUGGCGCUGACAGAGUCACCUACGACUGGUCCCGAGGCACGUCCCGGAUACCGUCUGACCGGGACCAUCAGCUCCCUGGGCACCAAUCCCUGCUGCACGUAGUGAUUAAUGCAGACAGCAGUGACGUCUUCUACCGAUGUAACGCCAGUAACCGAGCCAGCUGGGACGCAGACACUGUAGAUGUCAAAUCAUUGUGCGACUCCCCAGCCACAGGUUUCGCGAGCAGCCCAGCGAGCUAUUGCCAGGUGAAGGGGAUUCUCCUGCUGGUGGUGCUGGGAGCCCUGGUCACAGCCAUCGUCAUGGUGCACGUCCUCACCCGGGACAAAGAGAGGCUGGAUUGAGCCGAAGGGCCAGUGCAAGGAGCUUUCCUGGCUGCGUGGGGCGACGUCUGCAUCUGCAACGGGGUCUUUUCACUCCCCUACUGCGAACGGGAACCGCAGCAGCAUAGCUGUCGAUGGGCCUGGGUUUGGACCCUUCUCUGCUCCUUUGCCCUGCCGUGCUGGGACUCAGAUGGGGAGGGUAUCACAGUCCAACCACACACAAGACAGAGGAGCUGCACACACAGCUUUGUCAUUGUGUAUUUUGACAUGCCAGGCUGACACUGUAAAUAGCCCUCAAUCACAUUCUAAUAUCUUCUGAAGCAGCAUUUUUCUUACCUGGCCUAGCUG